This is a messenger RNA of Pundamilia nyererei, 3670 nucleotides long. RefSeq names its product golgi phosphoprotein 3a (gene golph3a). The record is from RefSeq and is a predicted model, not a curated record. Gene Ontology annotation, biological process: Golgi to plasma membrane protein transport; Golgi organization; retrograde vesicle-mediated transport, Golgi to endoplasmic reticulum. Gene Ontology annotation, molecular function: phosphatidylinositol-4-phosphate binding. Gene Ontology annotation, cellular component: Golgi cisterna; trans-Golgi network; cytosol. NCBI's taxonomy places the organism in Eukaryota, Metazoa, Chordata, Actinopteri, Cichliformes, Cichlidae. The coding region runs from base 246 to 1127 and encodes 293 amino acids. The transcript is spliced from 4 exons.
AAAGGUGGGUCGCUUGGUAUCCAGCAGGACUGUGGUACCAAACCCAUCCAGCAGGUUUGGUACCACAGUCUCCGCUCGGCGCCAUAUUAGACAGACGCUGGUGCGGAAGGUGGGGAAGGGGAGGAGGACUCCUCCUGAUAAGGGUACUAACCUAUACGCAAAAUACUUAUGGUUGACAAGUACUUGGGUGAACGUAGUCCCAGACUUUCUGCUUUCGUAGUUGUUGAGCACACUCGCCGGCAGAAAUGACUUCGUUGACUCAGAGGAGUUCGGGCCUCGUGCAGAGGCGGACCGAAGCCUCGCGUAACGCCGCUGAGAAAGACCGACCGUCCGGCCAAGAAGAUCACGGGCCCCGGCGAGCGGAGGAUCAGGACGAUGAUGAUACCGGAGACUCCAAAGAAACACGUCUUACACUGAUGGAAGAAGUGUUGCUGUUAGGACUGAAGGACCGAGAGGGCUACACCUCAUUCUGGAAUGACUGCAUUUCAUCAGGGCUGCGAGGGUGCAUGCUGAUCGAGCUGGCCCUGCGAGGACGCCUUCAGCUGGAGGCCUGUGGCAUGAGGAGGAAAGGUCUGCUGGCCAGGAAGGUGAUUUGCAAGUCAGAUGCUCCUACAGGUGAUGUGCUCCUGGACGAAGCUCUCAAACACAUCAAAGACACUCAGCCACCAGAGACUGUGCAGAGCUGGAUCGAGCUGCUCAGCGGAGAGACGUGGAACCCGUUGAAGCUUCAUUACCAGCUGAGGAACGUCCGUGAACGGCUGGCCAAAAACCUGGUGGAAAAAGGUGUCCUGACUACGGAGAAGCAGAACUUUUUGCUGUUUGACAUGACGACACAUCCCCUGACCAACAACAACAUCAAACAGCGCCUCAUUAAGAAGGUGCAGGAGGCUGUGCUGGACAAGUGGGUGAAUGAUCCUCAUCGAAUGGACAAGCGGCUCCUGGCUCUCAUCUUCUUAGCCCAUUCCUCUGAUGUUCUGGAAAAUGCCUUUGCCCCCUUGUUAGAUGAUCAGUAUGACCUCGCCAUGAAGAGAGUGCGGCAGCUGCUGGAACUGGAGCCAGAAGGGGAGAGCAUGAAGGCCAACACCAACGAGCUGCUAUGGGCUGUGGUGGCUGCUUUCACUAAAUGAGGGGAACAGCAGGCAGUGGCGUUGACGUUGACAGUGGGGGUGAAAAUUACUCCUGACCCUGACAUUUUGACUUUAGUGACUUCUGGUACCAGACGCCUGGAUUUUGUGCCCUGGGCUGCCCUGUUUCCUCUUCCUGUUUCUUUUCCUUCCUGAUGAUUCUCUUUGAUGAUGCUCCAUGACCCUGUCUCUACCCUGCAUCAGUUGUGUUCACUUUCAUAAAAACUAGCUGUGGUUAAAUGCCACGUCACAUGAAGUGCUUGCUGAUGGUAUGGGUAGGCCUGAAAUCACUGAUUCAUAUCCUGUUUUUCUUUUUUUUAAGAGUGUGGUACAAAUGUCACAGGUUAUCAACAAUGAUGUACAUGUGCACAGCAGCAGGAAAGUAAAAGGUUAGAUGAGCUGGAGUCUAAUUUAUUGGAAGUAACAUCUGUACUGGUCCACUCUGUGACUGUGCGCCACCAUCAGAUUGAGUUCCAGAUGUUUGCUCAGUUGUUGGGACACUAACUCCUGUUUGGUUUGGCUCUGUUGUGCUGCUGGCAUAGUUAGAAGUGAGUCACUGAAAACCGGUAUAAAUUUGAUCGUGAUGAUGAAACCUCUCCUACAAUACCAGUGUGGCCACCGUCGAGGCACGAGCACGGACCCGUACAUGAUGGAGCGAGCCUUGCAUCAUCAACGCACCCAGUGACGGAUGAUGCUGUAGCACUGAAGCUAUCCUGGCUCCAUGUUCUUACUAACCCACAGGGUUUUGUUUUCAUUUGACACCAGUCUGUAGCUCUGUAACGUCACUGGUUUAUAUGGUCGUUUACAUGUUGGGAAUGAAGAAGUAAAACUUGAUGUAUAGCUCGCUCACACUUGGACCAGGCUUUUGACUAGAGAAGUGCAAUUUCAGCUCCAAUUUUGAACAACUUUGAGAACCCAUGAUGAUAAUAAACCAAGUUCCUCUCUGGUUUGCAAAAACGCUGGCAUCAAGUGUUGAGAAGCCAAAAGUCAUUUCCCAUCAGGCUGUGGCAGUUUCCAGUUCAACGCAGAACAACAUCAGACACCAUAAAAGCAGCUAAGUGCUGUCGGCCUGGGGCGGCGCGCCCGUGUCGUCGUUAGCGCUGUGGUGUCUCGUGGUUGGCUGAGGCCUUUUGUGUGGAUUUUGCAUGCUCUCCCUGUGCUGCAUGGGUUUGCUCCAGCUAGUCCUCCCACAGUCAAGACAUGCAUGCUUGGGUAAAUGGUCAUUCUAAGGUGGUCAUGGAGAUGAUGUGCAUGAAGUGUACAGAAUAAAGUCCCGUGUGUAUGUGUGGUUGGUAAAGACUAGAGCUAUACAGAUGUGAGCGGUCUCGCUGUUCGUGGAGGAGUUCCUGUGGGAUUAACACGGCCGAUCGUGGACCAGGGCAUGCUCCUGCAGAAGGUGCUUUGGAUUUGAGCUUGAAUGAAAAUGAAAACAGAUUUUGGUGCAGGACUAAUAUCAGCCCUAUAAGGAGUUUGGAAAGAGCUGAUGACCUUCACAGACACACACCGGCUAAUGUUAGCACGCCAGGGUUAAAGCAGCAGGUGGUGGGACAGCGCCUUUUUACUCUGUUUACUAAGGAUCAAAUGUUCCACUUUGAUAGAGAACAAACUCAGCAUCAGUGACAGCUACAGUUGGUACGUUCCCAACUACAAUGACACAUUUCAGUGAGACAUGGUGCUGAAUGCAGGCUCCUCCUCCAGAAUGUGCUCACGCUGCCUGGUCUUGGGUGCAUAAAAUAAAAGUGUUCAUUGAGUGAAACGAGCUCCGUCUGAUGACUCAUAAUCCACCUCUUCUCCAGUACAGGGAAACUCCAGGAACCUCCAAACACAGCAAAGUCCCAAACUGACUGUUUACGUUACUCUGAUGCGAUGUACUGUCUGCACCACACAAGCUCAGUCUGGGAACCUGGACACUCCGUCUAAUCGAGGACGUCAUCUGAAACGUAAGCAGGUUCCUUCACCAGUAACAACCACGGCACACCAAAAACAAAAGGCCUUAAGAACUGCACAAAUUGAUUGCAUCAUGUUCAUCGAUGUGUAUCUUUAAUGCCAUUAUUUCUUCUUGGAAGCAGUUUUCAGUUUAAAUGAGUAUGAACCGUACCACUAUCAGUGGAAAGAGUGUGGGUCUGUGAUCUCAGUGAACCCACUCAAGAUGUGCCCAGGAGUUCUGAGGUUAUUUUAACUUGGUCGACUAAUUCCAUUGUGAAGUCAGAGGGUUAAUCAGUAAAGUGUAACCUACAGUAUGUAAAUCAGAAGCUCUGUGUUUACAUCUUUGCCCACUGUGGUUCUUAGUGGAGCCGUUGUCUCUACAUUUUAGCUGAACUCCUCAGAUUGAUCCGUCUGUUGGAUAGCUGGGUACACGUCAGACUGUCAGAAGAAUCGAACCUCACAUUCUCCUAUUGAUGUGUUUGAAUUAGGCAUAAGUUUAUGGGUCGCUGUCAAAAUGUACAAAGCCUUUUCCCCAUGAACCAUAGUUUGGUCUAAAUGCUUGUUUUACACCGUUGGGUCACAGGUUUGAUCCCCAUGAACGUGAUGAAGGAUGUUGCUUA